Messenger RNA from Drechmeria coniospora, 852 nucleotides. RefSeq lists its product as uncharacterized. Gene Ontology annotation, cellular component: proteasome core complex. NCBI's taxonomy places the organism in Eukaryota, Fungi, Ascomycota, Sordariomycetes, Hypocreales, Ophiocordycipitaceae. The transcript is spliced from 5 exons. Bases 1 to 852 code for a protein of 283 amino acids. Gene Ontology annotation, molecular function: threonine-type endopeptidase activity. The record is from RefSeq and is a predicted model, not a curated record.
AUGAGCUCUGCCUGUCCCCAAGCUUCACUGGCAUCCAUCGACCUGGACGACCUCGCCGGCAAGCAAGAAAAACAACAUCCUCCUGCCAUACCGCGACCGCGCCCCUGCCGAAGCACAAGAGAAGCCAUUCAAUUCGAACGUGCCAACCUCGCACCCGACAUUAUGGAGUUUGGCGAACGCGGAGUGCUCAACGAGGAUGGCAUCCACGUCGACAUGGACCGGCUGAAGAAGGGAGAGGUCAACCUGGGAACGUCGAUCAUGGCGGUGACAUUCAAAGAAGGCGUCAUACUCGGUGCCGAUUCCCGGACGACGACGGGGGCCUACAUCGCGAACCGGGUGACGGACAAGUUGACGAGGGUGCACGACACCAUCUGGUGCUGCCGGUCAGGCUCGGCAGCCGACACGCAGGCCGUGGCGGACAUUGUGCAAUACCAACUCGGCCUGUUUGCCAUGAACAGCGGAAAGCCCCCGACGACGCAGACGGCGGCGUCGAUAUUCCAGGAAAUGUGCUACGCGAACAAGGACCGGCUGUCGGCCGGCCUCAUCAUCGCCGGCUGGGACGAGAGGUUCGGCGGCCAGGUAUACUCGAUCCCCCUAGGCGGGUCGUUGCACAAGCAGCCGUACGCGAUCGGCGGUUCCGGGUCGACCUACAUCUACGGCUACUGCGACGCCCACUGGAAGGAAGGCAUGGAAGAGGCGGAUGCCGUUUCGUUUGUCAAGGGAGCGCUGAGGGAAGCCAUCAAGUGGGACGGCAGCUCGGGCGGCGUCAUCCGCAUGGUGGUGUUGACGAAGAAGGGGGCAGACAGACACCUGUACCUGCCGGACACGGACUACAAGCAGCGGCACGAGUAG